Molecule: messenger RNA, 1593 nt
Organism: Colletotrichum abscissum
Lineage: Eukaryota; Fungi; Ascomycota; Sordariomycetes; Glomerellales; Glomerellaceae
Product: dipeptidase domain-containing protein
Exons: 1
Coding region: 1-1593 (530 amino acids)
Biological process (GO): proteolysis
Molecular function (GO): dipeptidase activity; cysteine-type exopeptidase activity
Source: RefSeq, a predicted model, not a curated record
AUGAUGCUGCAAAGCUCUGCCGUUGUCCUAGCGGCCCUCGCCGGGCCGGCCUCCGCUAGCUACGCCUUCUACGUCGGCAAGGACCUCACCGCCGACGGGAGCGUCAUGGUCGGCGGCACCGGCGAAGAGGUCUCCUCCCACUGGCUCCAGCUGUUUCCCGCCGCCGACCACGCGGCUAACGCAACGAUCACCGUCGGCGUGACGGACAAGGCCAGCAUUCCCGGCGAGCUCUUUACGAUCGCGCAGGUCAGCCACACCUACCGGUACAUGUCGAUGGAGUACUCGGACUUCGAGGGCUUCCCAGCGCCGCUCACCAACGGCGGCCUUAACGAGAACGGCGUCACCGUCCGUGACGUAUGGGCGCAGAAUCGCGAUGAGCUAGUCAACAUGACCCCGACCCCGCAGCACGGAAUCCAGUACAGCGACCUUGCGCGCAUCGUCAUGGAACGAGCUAGGACUGCUCGAGAGGGCGUGAAAAUCAUUGGCGACUUGAUGAACCAGUACGGCGAGGCAACUUACGGCGGAAACACUCACUUGAUCGCCGACAAGGACGAGGGCUGGGUUGUCUGGGAGAUGGCCGGCGGCAAGAAGCUAUGGGCGGCAGAGCGUCUCAAGACCGACGAGGUCCGCGUUCUAUACCCUGGCUACAUUGAGGACUUUCCCACCGACUUUGCCAACAGCUCCGAUUAUAUGGGCUCCGAGAACAUUGUCUCCUUUGCCGUCGAGCAAGGUUGGUGGGAUCCCAACGGGGGCGUGCCCUUCAACAUCUUCAACGCGUACGGCGAAAAGGGCGAGAAUAUGACUGCCCGUGACGGCGGCUUCAAGUUCAUGUCCCAAGCCGCGCUCGAGAACGCCACCCUUGAGAUGGUUCCUCUCACCGAGGAGAAGCUGAUGGAGCGCGUCCGCGACAAGCGCAUCGCCGAUGACGAGGCAGGCUACGGGCAAAUCGUCAGCUUGAAAGCUGGUAUCGAUGCGGACCUGCUGCGCAUUUGGAAUGCUCCUGCGACUUCCGUCUCGUCGCCAUUCGUGCCGUGGUGGCUCGGUGUCAACAGCGUGCCCCCCGAAUUCGGCGAGCACCGCUAUCUCACCACCGGCGCCUCGGGUAGCUUCCUGAACCCGGAUUUCCAGCUGCAGGAGGCGAGCGUCUUUGCCGGUCGCAUCUUCAAGCGCGUGCUGUAUUACAUGUGCUCAUCCCCAGACAUCUAUCUGCCCAUCGUCACGCAGAUGCUCACGGGCUUCGAGAACCAGAGCCGCAGCGACGUAGACUGGGUCGAGACAAGCGCUAGAGUUCUCAUCGAGAACAACGAGCGUGAGGCGGCGCAUUCGCUGCUCACGUACUACUCGCACAGCAGAGCUGCCAAGGCGCUCGAGCUGGGCAAGACAAUGACUGAUGCUCUUGAUGGAUAUAUCAAGCUCACUGGGCAAUGGAAGAAUCCUGUCGGCAGCGAGAUUAACGAUGCUGGCGAGGGCGCGGAGACGGUCAACUGCCUUGUUGGUUAUGAUCCUGAUCAACCUAUCUGGAAGCAGCCUGCGCAUCCUACUCGACGCAGGAGAAGCAUGAGGAACAAGAUGAUUGUUCAGCGUCAUCACUGA